Messenger RNA from Anguilla anguilla (European eel), 995 nucleotides. RefSeq names its product arsenite methyltransferase-like. Gene Ontology annotation, molecular function: sterol 24-C-methyltransferase activity. Gene Ontology annotation, cellular component: endoplasmic reticulum. Gene Ontology annotation, biological process: sterol biosynthetic process. Bases 38 to 781 code for a protein of 247 amino acids. The transcript is spliced from 5 exons. Lineage: Eukaryota; Metazoa; Chordata; Actinopteri; Anguilliformes; Anguillidae. The record is from RefSeq and is a predicted model, not a curated record.
UGCUGUGCGAAGCAACAUAAUAACCAGGACCACCUACAUGAUGAAAAAGCAGAUUACUAAUAUGACUGUAGCUAAAUUCAUGGGUAUUUCUCAGUGCCCAGCAUUCCUGGCUAAUGCAAUUACAAGCCAGCUGUCUCAUCCAAAGAAAAGCAUCAUGGGUCACUUUGUCUGGCAGUGUAUGGAAGUGAACAACACAUUCCUGAUGAAGAAUGCUGUAAAACUUUGUCAAAUACAACCUGACCACAAUAUCCUGGAGGUAGGGUUCGGGGCUGGAAUUGGAUUGCAUGAAGCCACAAAGUUCAUGACGGGCCCGGAGGGCAAGCUGUUUGGUCUGGACCCUUCUGAGUACAUGCACAAAGUGGCACAGGAGCGGCUGGCUUCUCACCUGGGUGCAGGUAAAGUGCACCUUCUGCGGGGGCAGGUGGAGAGCAUUCCCCUACCUGAUAAAUGCAUCCAUGGAGUCUACCACUCCAACUGCCACAUGUACUGGCCCGACAAGACUGCUGCUGCCACCGAGCUACUCAGGGUCAUGAAGCCAGGUGCAAGGAUGGUAGCCACAGUGGACAUGGCAGUCCUCAGGGGUGGGGUCAAGCAGGGCUUCUUCCAGGGCAUGUCUAUAGAAGCAGAGCCUUACAUGGAAGCCCUGAAUGCCGUGGGCUUUGUGGAUGUGCACAAGGUAGAUAAGCAAGAUGGGAGCCGAAACUUCCUGGCCAUCUUUGCUACGGCUCCCCCCACCUCAGAAUGUUCCGGAGCACUGCGAAGCUACGCUGCAUUGAAUUGAAUUAGUCAUUUAGCAGACACUCUUAUCCCGAGCGACUCACGCUACUUAUUACAUAGCAUAAUUGCUCCCAUUUAUACAGCAGGAUGUAUACUGAAGCAAUGCUUAACUGCCACCCACAUACACAUCACAGGACACAACAGGGCUCUGACAUCACUCUUAACACAACACAACAUCCUCAUCACUGGUAAAAAAUAAGGGAAUUUAAGAAAAAACA